AUGAACAGAAUAGUCAGCAAAACUUGGCGUGAUUCUGCUUCGUUAAUAGUGCUGAAUAAGCGGAGUGGGGAUUCGUUAUCACGGAGCCGCGGCGCGUUGGUUAAUUACGAGGUGUUGUUGCAGACUCGGACGAGCAAGGCUUCGUUCCCCAACUCCGUGGUCUUCCCGGGAGGAGUGACUGAGGCCGCGGAUGCGAGCGCCGACUGGUUGAGCCUCUUCAGCUCGUUCGGAUACACACAGCACGACUUCGAUGCUUUGCAUCACGCUGGUGGCGCAGUCCGGCCAAUUUUCCAACCUGAUCCGGUCCGAAGGCAUAUUGCGUUAAGAAUUACGGCCAUCAGAGAGACAUUUGAAGAGCUGGGACUACUUUUAUGCUGUCGAGAACACAAAAGCAAAAGAAAUAAUUUGUGGUCAAGUGCUAUCGCCGACAUUGAUAUAAAAGACUGGCAAGAUCGAGUUAGCAAAAAUCCAGAUGAGCUACUAAACCUGUGUAAAGAAUACAAUUGCUAUCCAGACAUCUGGGCCUUACACUAUUGGAGCAAUUGGCUGUCACCGGUGCACCUCCCCAAAAGAUUCAACACAGCAUUCUUCGUGGCUGCAUUUCAAAGUGAACCUCCAAAUAUAGAGAGCAACUCUGAAGUUAUCAGUGUCCAAUGGUCAAAUCCUGUAGAUGUUUUAGCUAGGAAUAAUAAUAAAGAAUUAGAGCUGUACCCUCCACAAGUCUACGAACUGAAUAGACUCAUACAUUUGACUGACAUAGAAGAAUUAAUAAAAUUCGCACAAAAAAGGAGCUGUCAUAGUAAUGCAGUUAUAUUCCCCGUCGUAAUUAAAGCGUCGGAUGGCAUACUUCAUCUUCUACCAGGAGAUGACCUGUACCCAACAAAUGUAGAUUACACAAACGGAAACGAUAAAACUAUUAAAGACAAUACAGUAUUAGACCUAAGAAACAGUAGUAAUAUUUUACAUAGAUUCGAAAUCAUUCACUCGGAGAGCAGAGGACAGUUCGUCAUUCAGAAGUACAAACCUUCGAACCAUAUCAACAUGGGUGACAAAACGAUCAGAGUUCAAAUGACCAUUCAUAAAAGUAAGUAG
Messenger RNA from Ostrinia furnacalis (Asian corn borer), 1092 nucleotides. RefSeq names its product nucleoside diphosphate-linked moiety X motif 19. The transcript is spliced from 5 exons. NCBI's taxonomy places the organism in Eukaryota, Metazoa, Arthropoda, Insecta, Lepidoptera, Crambidae. Gene Ontology annotation, cellular component: mitochondrion. The coding region runs from base 1 to 1092 and encodes 363 amino acids. The record is from RefSeq and is a predicted model, not a curated record. Gene Ontology annotation, molecular function: hydrolase activity, acting on acid anhydrides, in phosphorus-containing anhydrides.